This is a messenger RNA of Lemur catta (Ring-tailed lemur), 6890 nucleotides long. It is a transcript of the gene DENND1B, whose product is annotated as DENN domain containing 1B. Gene Ontology annotation, molecular function: guanyl-nucleotide exchange factor activity; phosphatidylinositol phosphate binding. The record is from RefSeq and is a predicted model, not a curated record. Gene Ontology annotation, cellular component: cytosol; nuclear speck; intracellular membrane-bounded organelle. Gene Ontology annotation, biological process: endocytosis; T cell receptor signaling pathway; endocytic recycling. Lineage: Eukaryota; Metazoa; Chordata; Mammalia; Primates; Lemuridae. The coding region runs from base 166 to 2517 and encodes 783 amino acids. The transcript is spliced from 23 exons.
GCGCAGCGGACAUGGGCCCGCCGCCACCGCCACCGCCGCGGCUGUGAGGAGCCUUCUUCCCGGCGGCGCGGCCGGCCUGGGCGGGGGCGGCGCGACCCUCGCGCCCGGGGCAGCGGCUUCCAGGCCGGCGCGGGGCGGGCCGCGGCCGCGCUCCGACAUGUAACCAUGGACCGCAGGACCAAGUCCAAUCCAGAAAGAACCUUUGACUUGGUAUUGAAAGUGAAAUGUCAUGCCUCUGAAAAUGAAGAUCCUGUGGUUUUGUGGAAAUUCCCAGAGGACUUCGGAGACCAGGAAGUACUACAGAGCGUGCCAAAGUUCUGUUUCCCCUUUGACGUUAAAAGGGUGUCUCAAAAUCAAGUUGGACAGCACUUUACCUUUGUACUGACAGACAUUGAAAGUAAACAGAGAUUUGGAUUCUGCAGACUCACAUCAGGAGGCAAAAUUUGUUUAUGCAUCCUUAGUUACCUGCCAUGGUUUGAAGUGUAUUACAAGCUUCUGAAUACUCUGGCAGAUUACUUGGCUAAGGAACUGGAAAAUGAUUUGAAUGAAACUCUCAAAUCACUUUAUAACCACCCAGUACCAAAGGCGAACACUCCUGUCAAUUUGAGUGUGAACCAAGAGAUAUUUAUUGCCAGUGAGCAAGUUGUGAAAGAUCAGCCCUCUCUGGUACCGCAUUCCUACUUCAUUGCCCCCGAUAUAACUGGACUCCCAACAAUACCUGAGAGUAGGAACCUCACGGAGUACUUCGUGGCGGUGGACGUGAGCAACAUGCUGCAGCUGUACGCCAGCAUGCUGCACGAGCGGCGCGUGGUCAUCACCUCCAGCAAAUUGAGCACUUUAACUGCCUGUCUGCACGGAUCGGCUGCUCUCCUGUACCCCAUGUACUGGCAACACAUAUACAUCCCCGUGCUCCCUCCGCACCUGCUGGACUACUGCUGUGCCCCAAUGCCAUACCUGAUUGGAAUACACUCCAGCCUCAUAGAGAGAGUGAAAAACAAAUCACUGGAUGAUGUGGUGAUAUUGAAUGUUGACACCAACACUUUGGAAUCACCGUUUAACGACUUGUACAACCUCCCAAGUGACGUGGUCUCGGCCUUGAAAAACAAACUGAAGAAGCAGUCUACAGCAACGGGUGAUGGAGUGGCCAGGGCCUUUCUCAGGGCGCAGGCUGCUUUGUUUGGAUCCUACAGAGAUGCACUGAGAUACAAACCUGGGGAGCCUGUCACUUUCUGUGAGGAGAGUUUCGUCAAGCACCGCUCAAGUGUGAUGAAACAGUUCUUGGAAACUGCAGUUAACCUCCAACUUUUUAAGCAGUUUAUUGAUGGUCGACUAGCAAAAAUAAAUGCAGGAAGAGGUUUCUCUGAUGUAUUUGAAGAAGAGAUCACUUCAGGUGGCUUUUGUGGAGGGAACCCGAGGUCCUAUCAACAGUGGGUGCAUACAGUCAAGAAAGGAGGAGCUCUGUUCAACACAGCGAUGACCAAAGCCACUCCCGCUGUACGGACAGCAUAUAAAUUUGCAAAAAGUCAUGCAAAGCUGGGACUAAAGGAAGUGAGGAGUAAGUUAAAACACAAGGAAAAUGAAGACGAUUAUGGGGCCUGUUCUGGCUCAGUACAGUACACACCGGUCUACGUGCUACACAAUGAAAAGGGAGGAAACGAAAAGUGCAAGCUUGCCCAGGCCCGCUUAAAAAGACCUCUUAAGAGCCUCGAUGGUGCUCUGAAUAAUGAGGAUGAUGAUGACAGUGAAAGAGCAAGCAAGCUGUCUUCGGAAGAUGGCGAAGAAGCUUCUGCUUAUUUUUAUGAAAGUGACGACUCUGUUGAAACCAGAGCGAAGACGCCGUACCCGGGCGAGAUGGACUUGCUGGGCGAGAUCCUGGAUACCCUGAGCACACACAGCUCCGACCAGGGAAAGCUGGCGGCUGCCAAGAGCUUGGAUUUUUUUAGAUCAAUGGAUGAUAUUGAUUACAAACCUACGAAUAAAUCCAACGCUCCCAGUGAGAACAACCUGGCUCUCCUUGGCGGUGGCUCUGGGGACCAGGCCGAGUGGAACCUGGGGCAGGACGACAGCGCCCUGCACGGCAAGCACCUCCCUCCGUCCCCCAGGAAGCGAGUCUCCUCCAGUGGGUUGACUGACGCCCUGUUCAUCCUGAGAGAGGAAACCAGUGAGAAGCAACGUGGUGCGGACAGCGGGGGUGGCCCUGCGGUGACGGGGACGGCAGAGCCGGCUGCAGCUGCAGGGGUGGAUCUCCAGCUCGCGGCCCCGGAGGUUUCCCAAACUGACGGAGGAAAAACAGAAAAGCAGGCAACACUACGUCCGAUUCCAGAGGAUCUGCUUAGCCCCAGCCCUGGGCGGCAUCCGUCUACUUUCGUUCCUUGGGAAAAAGAAGGGAAAGGAGCCCCAGAGAGAUCAGGCGCUGGCGGGCUGCUGCACGAGGUCGUGUCGCUGUGUCGGAUGACGUCCGACUUCCAGCAGGGCCUGAGCAUCGCCGAGGACAACGCAGGUGGACACCAAGCUUAGGUCUGGAGACACUCUGGGAUUCUAUGUCAUCUGAAUAAUAAACAGAACUACUCGUAGGAAUGACAACAACUCUUACUACUAUUUAAUUUUUUUCCAUGGGGAACAUGUAUUUCCCCCACUUGUGUUCAUUUCAUGGAUAUGUGUUAUCUAUUGAUUUUUAAAUAUAAAGCAAAUUAUUCUACUGUGCUCUUAAAUCAGGUACUAGUAUUAUGUGUAUGUUGAACCUGUGAUCUCCCAGCAUUUGGUGCUUACUGCCACUCACCUUAGUUAACUAAGUCUGCAGACGUCACCUGUGCACAUGACCAGUCGCUACUGUACUGAUCUGGUUGAGCAUGAACUGAUCAAAGUAUCAAAACUAGCCUGAAACUGUUAACCCACUAAUUGCCUUAAUCUUAAAGCUGUAUUAAGCAUACUUAUAUAAUUUAUGAAAUUAUGUGUAAAGUUUGAAGGAUAAGUUAUUGGUGUUCAGAGCAAUAAUGACAUUUUCUAUUCAUCAAAUCAAGGUUAAAAUUCAUUUUUUUCAAGAUUAAAAAGCUCUUUUAUAGAAAUACUUAAUUUGCUUAUUUAAGGGCAUUGUAGCCAUGUUUCCCAAAAAAUAUAAAGGUCUACACUUACCUUGUAUUCAGUGAAAUAUAUGAAGUGCUGAAUCCUAAUGUGAAGUUAACAACUUCUGUUUACAAGCGAGACAGUUUCCAGUCUCUGUCUGCCUUUGCUGCCGGGGUCCACCCUACGAAAGCCAAAUGCAACGUCAACUGUCCUGAUAAAAAUCUUUUUUUUUCUUAACUAAUAAUUCUCUAUCAAAAUAUUUCAUAUCAUCAUCUCAAAUUUACUUUUUAAAAAUACUUGACUUUGUAAUAAUUGACUCACAGGAAAAAGACAAAGAUAUAGUACCCAGAGUUCCCACCAGUCACCGUUAUUUCUCUAUUGUUAACAUUGUGCGCCACAAUGAAUGAACCAAUAUUGAGGACAGUCAGUGUGUCCUUCCCCAGUGGCUGUCUCCUGUCCCAGGACCCUGUGCAGGACACCGCAGUACGUUACCGGGCCUGUUUCCUCAGGCUGCUCCUGGUUGUGGCAGUUUCUCAGACCGUCCUGGACUGGAUUCAUCUGAGCAGGAAUCAUGUGCUGAUGACUUCAUGAUAGACUAGACUGACAGGUAGAAUCAGGGAAAAACCACUGACGUUAUAGUUAAUUUGUUGUUACAGGUUCAGAAUAUCUACUCUAUACAUCCCCCCAUCUUUUUUUUUUAAAUUGUCUUUUUAGAAAAGAAGUUUGAGAAACUAUAUUCUGAAAUAUUUGCUGAAAGAAUAUAAUUUCAUUUAAAAUCCUAGAAGGGGGUUUUGUUAAAAACAUUGCUUAAAAAUAUUUAUUAAGGUCAGUCUUUAAAUUAUUUAAAGAAAAUGACCAAGUUUUUUAAAAUCUAGUUUUCAGGGUCUAAAUGAAUAUCUUUUAUUUGAGACAAUUAUUCAUUCUUGAUUAUGAAGAAAGAGGAAUCUGGUUUUUCUUAUAAGGAUAGACUCUGUAUAUAUUAAGUAAAAAAGUGUGUAAUCCUUUUUUUUUUUUUACACAGAAGACAAAGUUCUUGUCAAAUUUUGCUUUUAUGUGAUCAUUACACAAUUCCAACCUACCUUACUGAAGUAUUUAAUGGAAGUAGCCCACGUAUCAAAAGAACUGUUUUAAACGAGAAGGAAAAAAGGUUGCUCUGGUUGUUAAUCUGCUUGGCAAAUAUUCUUCAUAAUUUGUGCAAAGAAUGUAAAGCCACCUUUUAAGAUGAAUUUGGAAAUGUGAAGUGGGUUUUUUAUUUUCAGAACUCACACUCUGAAGAACGAGAUAACCGUUGAGUGUAGCGUAGGCCAGAUUUGAGGCUUCGUCCAUUUACAUAAUAAACAUUGUGGCCUCAGAAAUCUGAAUUCUUUUUGUAUCUUUGCCACCUCACAAGAUGUCUGGCUGUAAUGCUGUGCUGGUUGAGGAUAUUUACCCAUUCACAAAUAACAGAAUCCUCUCAAGGUACUUUACAGUGAUUUGUGCCUUAUUUUAACAUGCAAAAUUGGCUGUUUUAUUCCAUGUUAAAAACAAAAGCAAAAAUAAAAACUCUACAUAUUAUUCUUGAAAAAAAUCCAGACUACUAGUAGCAAGUAUUAAUAAUUCAAAUCAUUACAAUUUUGAGUAUUCAAAGACUUCUCUCAAACCAGACUUCCCAGGACUAUGGUGGGCAGAGUGAGCAUGAAGGGAAAUGAGGGUGAGUUCUGAAAUAAAUGAAAGUGUUGUCUUAUUUUCUGCAAUGCCUGUAACUAAACCAAAUAUUUAAAAGGUCCUCUGCUGUUUGAAAUUAAUUUUCAAGGAAGUAAUAGCUAUUGUACAGCAGAAUUGUCUGAACUCCUAAGACGUUUGCCUUUGCUACAGAGUCUUUUGUGUGGCCUCGAACCCGAGUCCCGACUCUCACUGUUGUCCUUGUGCCCUUAGAUGCUGCAUCCUGGGCAGCUCCGGGGGGUGAGGAAGGGGUGUGUGACCUUAGGAGCUAGUGUCUUGUUGAGUGAAAAUGUUGCUAAGUGGUAUAUUUUGAUAGUUGCCUAUUUUGGCACAUAUUACUAGAAUGGUACCAAAUACAGCAUGGUUAUUUUCUUGAUUAGAAAUUACUUACUCAUUCACUUAGACAAUACUUACUUUUUGUGCCAGUCACAUACAAGAUACAGUCACUGAGGAUGAACAGAAGUAAAAUAAUUGACAAUAGUCUUUGCUCUGAAGGAACCAAUUACAGGAAAAGGAACUGCCAAUCUGUUAAUAACAACAAUAGCACCAACAGUAUACUUUGCUUAGAAGUUAUUAGCCCAAGAUUCUGACACUGAAAAAAAAGUUUGUUUUUAUGACUGCUUAACUGAAAGCAUACUCUAAGAAUGGAAACAUAGCACCCUUUCUAUUGUGUCAACUUUCUCAAUUAUUAUGCUAAGUACAACAAUGCUGCUAAGAUACCCACUUUUGAAGGACAGAUUCAGACACUCUUAGAUGCUGCUGAGUGUCUGUAUCUGAAAAUCUGCCGGAUACCCGGACAGCACCGGGCUCUCUGUAAGGGGACGAGGCUCCUUUCAACACGCACGGAGGAAUAAAACUGAGGGUGUGGACGCAGGUCAAUGGGAAUCCAGUUUUUACUGCUUUUGAUUUUGAUGACAUCAUACUCUAGAAACAGUCACUCCCCUUUAAGUUAAAACUGUCUAUGACAGUGUUGUUAUUAGGACUCUGUGUUACAUAUCCUAACAGUAGGACCCAGGACAGACAGUGAAUCAGUUGUUUCUUAAAUAAGGUGAAGGAGAGACUCCUGAUCAAGCGGAGAAAACUGUGACUAUUCUUACAAUCAGCAAACCUUCAUUCUCUUCUAGAAUAUUUGGAUUUUCAGGAAAGGAUUGAUUAUUUUGAUAAGUAAAUUUUCUAACAUGAAUUCCAUUUUGCUUGGUAUGCAUAAAAGCCCUGAUUCUGAGAAGGUAUUUGUAACUCCGAAUAUUUAAGAAUAUAAAAUGAAUUCCCCAAUCUAAUUUUCUCUGAGCACUUCUCAGUGUGAGAAAUAGUUUUGCAAACUGUGUGUCAGUCUGAGUGUGUUUCCUCUGCCCAGGCCAGGGAUACUGUCAGUGUGUGUUUCUUAAAGCUUACGUAAGAGGCAGAAUGGUUUUGAGCAAACCAGUUAACCUUAUGAUUUAGUGAAGAAAUAAGGAAUUAUGUAGAGGCAUUUUAUUUUGAAAAUAAUAGGAUUUCGUGCAAUAUUUUUUCUUUAUGUAAUUUAGUUCCUGUAAGUACGCACAUCUGCUUGCCUAGCAGGUGCCUUAAGGUCAUGUUUUUCAGUAUUUGCGUAAAACUGUAUGUAGCAAUGUUCUUUGUGAUUUUAGAAAAAAUAUAUUCUCUAUAUUGUAGGCUGGAGAAAUUUUUCUGUUUAUUUAAAGUAAUUAUGGAUAUUGGUUACUGUAUCAUAGCUAGCUGCCUCAGCAACAGUGAAUAUGCAAUAAGAAAAUCCUGCACCUUAGUGGUGACAAUACUGUUACUUUACAGGAAAUGUAUAUGGUACAAAUUGCUGAUGCUACGCAUGUACACGUGACAGAUAGUUCUGCACCACAGAAGUCGAAACGGCGUUUGUAAGGUGAUGACCACGUGUGUAGACUGUGAUAUCCUUUGUGAUGAAUCUUUGCUAAGAUUUAUAAAGGGCAUUGCCAAUACUUUUCGACUGUAAAUUAAGUUAAUUUUUUGUAUGAUGUACAGUUUGUUUAACCUUAGAGCUUCUAUAGAUUUCUACCUUUAUUAUACUUGAACGAGGCAGAGAAGCACUGUGGAAAAAACCUGUAGCUCUGGAUGCAACAGACAAACAUACCAAAAAAAUAAAGCAAGGUACUGAA